AAUGCGAAUUUCACCAUUUGAAAUCUGCGACCUGCAUCCCUUAUGAUCCCGUUGCAACGUUUGAGUUUGUAAGUAUCAAAGAAAUGUCCCCUUUUAUAAACGUAUAUGUUUUUUCAAAAAUCGAGUAUAGUUACGCGGGCGAAAAAACCAAAAAAUUCUUCGACAAUGGGAAAGAAGAGUACUACUGAAAAACGAAAAUCAAACCAGGCCGAUUUAAUUCCCUUGCAUCUCAAGAAGCCGAAUACCUCGGAUUCUGUCUUUACAGAAACCCCUAGCUGCUCUUCAGCACAGGAUGUUGGCCUAGUUAAUUUCCCUGCAAAUAAUGAAAACCAGAAACUAGAACCUACUUUGCCACUCGAUUCUGUCAAGAAGAAAAAGAAGAAGAAGAAGAAGCAGAAACCCAGUGGUUUAGAGGAGAAACCGGAAACUGUUUCACCAUUAGAGUCCGUGACGAAGAAUAAGAAGAAGAGGAACAGGGGUUUCAAAAGUAAAACUAUCAGGGAAAUAUUCAAGGAGCAGUUGAAGGGGAUUUUUUAUGUCAAAGAUAAAUGUCUUGAUGAGCUGCUUGAAAAACUUUCUAGAUCCAUUGAAGCUAUGGGACAACCCAAAGGGAAGAUGUACAAAAUAUGGAUGAAGCAACAUUUUUCUGUGGGAAUCAAUGAGGUCACUCGAACGCUGGAGAGAAUGCCUGUUGCGUCUAACACAAUUCUUGAGAGCUAUAUAUCAGAUUUCCAGUCUCCACAGGAUCCUUUUUCUAACAUUGAAAGAGGGCAUGAAGAAAGUGUACCUAACAAAGAUGUCAUUUGCAGGGAGACUGAAAUUCGAGGACAAAGGGUGCUCCUUCAAGCAGUGCUGAUUGCAGUAGAUUGCCAUCCUCGUGCGCUUGUCAGUCAUUUUCCCGGCUUAGCUUCUAGCAGGGGUGUACCUUUAUUUUCUGUUGAAAACCAUGGAUCUGGUUCAGAGCAGUUAGGUAAACUAUUGAAGUUGAAAACAGCAGUUGCUAUUGGGGUUAAGGUGGGAGAGUCUGCAAUAAAUAAAGUUAUUCAAGAUGCCAUUGAUGAUCAGGUAUGGAGAUUAAAUUCUAAUGUAGCUUUUGAAUCACAAGAAAUGACUACAGAGUGAGGCAGUAAGCAGUUGUCCUAACUCCAAAGGUUUAUUUUUGGAAGAUAAAACUCAAUAUUCGUGAAUGAUCAGUGCCCAUGAAAAGAAUCCCAUUGAUCACAUCUUGUUCUGUACGUCAAUAUGGCAGUUUAUCAAUAUGUCCUGCUUGGUCCUUGUACUUUGUAAAGGUUUUUGAAGCAGGAUAUAACUUUUGAAAGGAUGAUAUAUCUUGGUCGGCUAUAAAAUGUUAUUUAGGUAUAUGAUGUCACAUCUGGCAAUAUUGCUUUCUGCCUGGCCUGUUUCUGUGUUUUGCAGGAUCAACAUGCAGUUAGCAAGGAGGACGUUUGGAGUUUAAAUUUUGAGAAUAGUUGGAGCAUGGACUAAUUAUGACAGUAGGUCAUGUCCGAUGCAAAUUGCUACUUGUAUAUCCUUGUAUUUUGAGCGUAAAUAUAUUUUGAGUUAAAAGAAGCAGUUAGACUUGUCAAAUUGUCUACCUUCAUGAUGUGAGCUUUAGUUUAAAAAUGAUGGGUUAUGCUUGUGUUUCGGUAAUUAGUGUGAGUAUAGUUGUGAAUUGUUGUAUUUUUUAUUUUUUUGAAUCCCUGCACGCUACCUUUUAGUGCUCAUGAAGCUGAAAUUCGGAAGUCAAUAAUGAUAUUACUCAUGUUGGCUUGACCUUUGUGCAUUGUAAUUUUGAAAACUUGCGUACUAUCUAUUUGUAUAUGAAUAUUUUGAACAUAAUGCAGUCAAACUAUGUACCUUCA
Molecule: messenger RNA, 1862 nt
Organism: Cryptomeria japonica (Japanese cedar)
Lineage: Eukaryota; Viridiplantae; Streptophyta; Pinopsida; Cupressales; Cupressaceae
Exons: 6
Coding region: 106-1122 (338 amino acids)
Source: RefSeq, a predicted model, not a curated record